CUCGCACUGGAGUUGUCACCUGUGCUGUUUGGGUACAUUAACCUUCACCUGAGAAAACCCCUGCCCUAAACUUAACCAAAUUUACACAAUGGACAUUUUUCAGACUACUGGAGUUUGACAAUAAUAAGCCGUCGGAGCAGUGAACAGUCCCCAAACUAGCAUUGAGUGGCGUCGAUAACCUAAAGCGGGAGUCGAGUUCUUGAUAUUUGGUCCCUGGCCCUGGGGCAGCAGUACUCGUCGUUGGGCUCUCAACCUAUCCUGUGCGGCUCCAUCCCUGGCUUGGUGCCCAAGCAGCUGCGCUUCUGCCGCAACUACAUCGAGAUCAUGCCCAGCGUGGCUGAAGGCGUCAAGCUGGGAAUCCAGGAAUGCCAGCACCAGUUUCGGGGACGCCGCUGGAACUGCACCACUAUCAAGGAUAACCUGGCCAUCUUUGGCCCUGUGCUGGAUAAAGCAACCAGAGAGUCGGCAUUCGUCCACGCUAUAGCUUCGGCAGGGGUGGCGUUUGCAGUGACACGGUCCUGUGCUGAGGGCACAUCCACCAUGUGCGGUUGCGACUCCCACCACAAGGGCCCUCCUGGGGAGGGCUGGAAGUGGGGUGGCUGCAGUGAGGAUGCUGAGUUUGGGGUGCUGGUAUCCCGGGAGUUUGCUGACGCCAGAGAGAACCGUCCAGAUGCUCGCUCAGCAAUGAACCGGCACAACAACGAGGCAGGACGCACGACCAUUCUCGACCACAUGCACCUGCGCUGCAAAUGUCACGGCCUGUCCGGGAGCUGUGAGGUGAAGACGUGCUGGUGGGCGCAGCCUGACUUCCGCAUGCUGGGUGACUACCUGAAGGACAAGUACGACAGCGCCUCAGAGAUGGUGGUGGAAAAGCACCGCGAGUCCCGUGGCUGGGUGGAGACGCUGCGCGCCAAGUACGCCUUCUUCAAGCACCCCACCGAGCGCGACCUGGUCUACUACGAGGGCUCGCCCAACUUCUGCGAGCCCAACCCGGAGACGGGCUCGUUUGGGACGCGCGACCGAGUCUGCAACGUGUCGUCGCACGGCAUCGAGGGCUGCGACCUGCUGUGCUGCGGCCGCGGCCACAACACCCGAACUGAGAAGCGCAAGGAGAAGUGCCAUUGCAUCUUUCACUGGUGCUGCUACGUCAGCUGUCAGGAGUGUGUGCGCGUGUACGACGUUCACACAUGCAAGUGAGGGCAGCCCGGGUGCUUUCAGACAGAUGGACAGACAGACAGACUGCUAGACUGCAAGUGCUGCCCCCCUCCCUCCCCUACUUCCCCCAUCAAAGACACAGACACACUGCAUUUCAGAGACACACACACAAACACACUCACACACUCAUACACACACGCACACACACACACACAAGCAGGCCCCAACGGGUAAUGGCACAUCAGUAAUGGAACUUCUACUCUUUGUGAAAACCCAGCCCUAGAAUCUAUCUUCCAAACCCCCGCUCCCAUUUAUGUUUGACUAGAAAGUGUUGAGCUGACAAACAGCACGGUCCACUGUCAUGGGAAGAAGUUAGAGUUAUCUUGUGCCAUUUUCCCCUGUCUGUCCCCCACCCCCUGCAGCAUUGGGCCAUGAACACCCUCCCCCUUUAUUUAUUUCCCCCCUCCAUGCCAACGUGACGGCUGUGGCACCUAACACUUUUUACCUGUGAGAUUAAUGCAGUAAAAUAGAUGACUUUCAGACUUUUCACUGCUUUUGAACAAAAAGCAUCUUUUAACUAACACCUCACUUUUCCGGCCAGCCUGGCCGGUUGACCUUUUUGAAACUAAACCAACCUCUACCGAAACAUCACUUAGUCGAAAGCGAUACUGAACACAUGUCGGCAGCCCCAGGAAGCAAUCACUUGUAACUACUGAACUGAACUCAAAAGAGCAGGAAGGCAUUAGAAGUGCCACAGUCCUGUCUUCGUAAACUACUGAGCUGAUGAAAUCCCCGGGUUUACCAUUCCCUGCUCACUGACUGUACUGAAUAAACUGCACCAGUCAACUGGGAUGCCUGGAAGAUAUAUGCUAGAGCCUGAUUUUAUAUAGCCCCGCAUUUCUGAAAUAUUACCUUUGGGCUGGGAUUGGAGGUAUGCAGGAGGGGGCAUGUGUGUGAACAAGCACGCUCAUUCCACCAACUUACAACCCUACACAUGUAUGUAUGCACUAUCCAGUUAUACAGGACUCCAGGUGGUAAACAUUUGUGCAUUGUUUAUGAGAGCAAACUCUGCUUCAUCGCAGCCCAGCAGGUCGUAUGAAUGAGGACACUGUUCCUGUUUGCUGCGUUCAGACAUGAUCAACCUGUAAAUUGAAUCGCUCAUGAUUUCCACAAGUGUGAUGCAUUAGAUGGUUUUACAUUAUUCAGCUAAGGAGCCUUUUGAAAAGCCCCAGAGACAAGUAUAUUCACAUCAAAGCACCAAGAUAAGGUUCAAAUUAUAGGAGUGAACAGAGAUUCAUUUAUGGAUGUAUCGUUUAUGAAACGUCAAUCAAACGUCAGCAUGCUUAGUGUUAAUUCUGGUCUUCAAAAACAAUGAUUAUCGGGAGACAUUAUUUACCAGUGCAUUCAUCAGGUUCAUCAUAGUGCUGUGAGACCCUUGUCUAAAGCAAAUCUUUCUUUUAUCGCUAUGACUCUUAUAAAAAAAAAGAAAAAAAAAAAAGAAGAGGAAGGGGGACAUGUGACGACAUGUGGAGACCAGAGGAACCAGAGGGCAGAGUGAGCUCCAGUACGUUCUCACAUCCCGCCUAGCUUCCCUAUCUCCCUCCGUGUUUCCCUCAGAAAGAUGGUUGAGGUUUUUAAGAGGCUUGAUUUAUGAACUCAUAGUCCUGUCAAAACUCCCCCAAAACACUUGCCUCACUGUUUGGGGUUUUGAGAUAUUGGAAGCACAGUAGUUACUGUAUAGUUUACUCAAGACAACAUGGAUGUGAGCCCAGAUGCCGCUCGGCGGUGUUGUUAACAAAGACAAAUAGCCGCAAUAUCACCAUAGGAAAAACAGUCGUGCGUGUGCUUUCUUGGAUGGACAGACAGGACUCGGUUCAUGAUCCAUCACGCAGACUUCUUCGAACCUUCGCCUGUCCCUGAAUUGUGAAUCUAUGAACAUCUGUGAGCGUGAGGUGAAAGAAGGUUGGGAAACUUAAUGGGGACCGGGCCGUGAUUUAUGGGUGCAAGAUGUGAUUUGGGUGUGCUUAUGACGUCUGCCAGUGACAAACAGAAGUGUGUGGUUGAGGGAGGAGGGAGUUUGGGAAAAUGGAUGGAUGGAUGGAUGAACGGAUGGCAGGCUGGCUCCUCAUUAUGGCGGAACAAACUCGGAGAGGUUUCUACACAACAUGUUCUGACAGUCCCACUUGCUUCCUAUUAAUUAUAUUCAACAACAAAAAUACAAGUUACCCAGUAGUGUGUAGGCUCUCCUCUCUUUGCGACAUAGCUUAGCAUCUGCGUCACCUUCUAAAACACCCUCCCUGACCUGGGCCUACCUUUCUGUGUUCAGUUCCUGUCCCUGCCCCCUGGACCCCCCCCCCCUACCCGCCCUCCCCACCCCACCCCACCCCCCCGCUAUAUCCAAAGUUUUGUACAAAUGUUUUAAAGUGAAUAAUUCCCUUUUUAUUUUAUAAUCUGAAAUGUUAUGUUUUUAUAAAUAUUAUUUAUUAUACAAUGUAUAUAUCUGUAUGACUGAACUAAGAUUAUAUAUUUGAAGAACAAAAGACUGUGUCAUGCUUUUGCUUCUUAGCCAGAGGUGCUUAGAGAGCGACUGCGGCUGUUGGGACGUGGCUUAGCGCAGUCUUUAAGGCCUACUCUUUAGCAGCCCAUGUAUGAUACAGACCUUGCACAUGACACUAACAAGCUCACUUCGAAAUUGAUAUUAUGG
Messenger RNA from Myripristis murdjan (pinecone soldierfish), 3859 nucleotides. It is a transcript of the gene wnt3, whose product is annotated as wingless-type MMTV integration site family, member 3. The transcript has 4 exons. Gene Ontology annotation, cellular component: extracellular region. Gene Ontology annotation, biological process: canonical Wnt signaling pathway; cell fate commitment; multicellular organism development. The record is from RefSeq and is a predicted model, not a curated record. NCBI's taxonomy places the organism in Eukaryota, Metazoa, Chordata, Actinopteri, Holocentriformes, Holocentridae. Bases 325 to 1197 code for a protein of 290 amino acids. Gene Ontology annotation, molecular function: cytokine activity; frizzled binding.